AUGGUUGUCGAUGCAGAUGGCGUGGCUCGUCCCGAUUCCCCUCAGCAGGGACGGGACGGAACAGGGUCUCCUUACCAGGCUAUCUCGAAGGACAGCGAUAGACAGCCAAAUGGCCAUGGCAAUGACGAGGAAAGUGCAUUACUUUCCCCUCCGACCGCAAAUGACGAGCGUGAAGUACACCUUUCGACUAGUGUCAGCACCAUUGUGGCCGUCUUACUACUCGGCGAAUUUAUCUCAAAUGCCGAUAGCACGUUAGUCAUGGCUGCGACGGCAAAGGUGUCGUCCGAAUUCAACAAGCUUCAAGAUGCCAGCUGGCUGUCAACGGGAUAUACUCUGGGCGUCUGUGCCGCGCAACCGAUGUACGGAAAGCUGAGCGAUAUAUAUGGACGGAAAGCGCUUCUGCUUGCGGCAUACGUUCUGUUUGGCUUGGGUUGCUUGGUCUCGGGCAUCGGUCGGGAUCUUUGGACGGUCAUCCUCGGCCGAGCAGUCAGUGGUAUCGGAGGUGCUGGUAUCAUGACCCUUGGCUCGGUCAUUAUCACCGACAUUGUGCCCCGACGUGAGGUCGCCUCGUGGAGAGCAUAUAUCAAUAUCGCCAUGACUUUGGGUCGAAGUCUCGGAGGCCCUGUCGGUGGAUGGCUGACGGACGCCAUCGGAUGGCGCUGGCUGUUCCUUCUCCAGAUCCCAUUCAUCGUCAUCGGUGGUCUUCUGGUGAUUGCCAAGUUGAACAUCACAUACCACGCCACAUCGAAAGCCUCUAUCCGCCGCGUUGACUUCCUGGGAGCGGGACUACUUGGAGUAUCUGUGGUGGCCAUCAUCAUGCUCCUUGAUCGAGGCGGCCAUGCCUUCCCGUGGAUCUCACUGCCUUCCUUCCUGUUGGGCGGUAUCGGCAUCGCAUCACUUCUGCUCUUCGUUUGGGCGGAACGCGUCGCAGCCGAGCCCAUCUUCGAUCUUCGGAUUCUUGCCCGACCAAACGUGGCAUCCAGCUAUAUGGUUGGGUUCCUUCAGAUCACCAGCCAGCUGGGCAUGCUCUUCUCCGUCCCGUUGUACUUCCAAGUCACACAACGCGCCUCCGCGACGGUUGCAGGCGGUCAUCUGGUGCCAGCCGUGGUCGGCAACACGAUCGGAGGUUUAGUAGCGGGCAAUUUCAUCCGUCGAACCGGCCGCUACAAGACAUUGCUAGUCAUGGGAGGGCUUGUCGCGGCACUUACUCAUGUUCUCAUGCUCCUCCGAUGGAACGGCCACACGAACGUGGGAGAAUCCCUGUAUAUCAUUCCCGGCGGUAUCGGCACAGGUAUCGCAUCGGCGUCUGCGUUCGUCGCUAUGACGGCUUUACUAGAGCCCCAGGACAUGGCAAUGGCGACGGGUGGAUAUAUGCUCGUCGUCAGUUUUGCCAUGACCAUGGGUAUCACCAUGACCAACACGGUUCUCGGACUCGGAUUCAAGCAUCAGCUAGAACAGAACCUGCACGGCAAGGGAGCGCAAAAGAUCAUUCGUCGCGCGACGUCGGAUACUAAUUAUAUUGCAAAACUUGAAGGAAAGAUCUGGGAGGUUGUGGUGGGCUGCUUUGUGGCGGGCUUGAAGAAUACUUACGUGAUCUGCCUCGUUUUCUCGAUCUUGGGCUCGUUGAUUGCAUUGACGAUCCGUCAUCAUCGUUUGUAG
Aspergillus bombycis is the source of this 1659-nucleotide messenger RNA. Its product is annotated as efflux pump antibiotic resistance protein. Gene Ontology annotation, biological process: basic amino acid transport; transmembrane transport. Gene Ontology annotation, molecular function: basic amino acid transmembrane transporter activity. NCBI's taxonomy places the organism in Eukaryota, Fungi, Ascomycota, Eurotiomycetes, Eurotiales, Aspergillaceae. Gene Ontology annotation, cellular component: fungal-type vacuole membrane. The transcript is spliced from 7 exons. The record is from RefSeq and is a predicted model, not a curated record. Bases 1 to 1659 code for a protein of 552 amino acids.